This is a messenger RNA of Oryzias melastigma (Indian medaka), 4163 nucleotides long. RefSeq names its product elongator complex protein 1 (gene elp1). Bases 177 to 4106 code for a protein of 1309 amino acids. The transcript has 36 exons. The record is from RefSeq and is a predicted model, not a curated record. Gene Ontology annotation, molecular function: tRNA binding; protein binding. Gene Ontology annotation, biological process: tRNA wobble base 5-methoxycarbonylmethyl-2-thiouridinylation. Lineage: Eukaryota; Metazoa; Chordata; Actinopteri; Beloniformes; Adrianichthyidae. Gene Ontology annotation, cellular component: elongator holoenzyme complex; cytosol.
GUCCGCCGCAUGUUCAUGUUGUGGAUUUUCUGCACAGACGUUCGUGCUGCUGGUUUUAGUCUUAAUUUAUUGAAUAUUUACUUUAAUUGUUUUAAAGAUGCCGUCUUUUGUCCGAUAAUUGGAACAUCGCUGUUACACGUCACGUCAGUUUGUCGUUCAGAGGGUUGUAGGCAGACAUGAGGAACCUGAAGCUGCUGAAGAGCCUCCAGAGCUCAGACCUUCAGGGUCUGGGCUCCCCUCAGUGGGUCUGCGUCCGGGCCGACUCCGGCUCGCUCCUGGUCACCUCACAGUUCUCCAUCCUAGAGUUUGACCCCCGAUCCGGACAGGUCUUGGCCGAAGCCUCCCUGACUGCAGACGGGUUCCUCCCUGAGGACGGCGGCGGGACGGUGGUCGGGCUGCAGGACCUGGCUGAUCAGGAGUCCGCCUGUUUGGCCACGGCGACCGGAGACGUGCUCCUCUUCAACCUCAACACCUGCCAGCUGGAGUGCGUCGGCAGUGUCGACAGCGGCCUCACCGCCAUGAGGUGGAGUCCAGACGAGGAGCUGGUUCUUCUCACCACAGGUCAGGAAACCAUCAUCAUGAUGACCAAAGACUUUGAGCCGAUCACAGAGGUGGGAAUCCACCAGGACGACUUCGGUGAAGGGAAGUUCAUCACGGUGGGAUGGGGGAAGAAGGAGACGCAGUUCCACGGCUCGGAGGGGAAGCAGGCGGCGCAGAGGAAGAUCCAGGAGGUGGAGCCAGCGGUUCCCUGGGACGACCGCAGACCGCGAGUCACGUGGCGAGGAGACGGUCAGCUCUUCGCCGUCAGUGCCGUCUGUCCUCGGACCGGAGCCAGGAAGGUCCGGGUCUGGAACCGGGAGGGGGUCCUGCAGGCCACCAGCGAGCCCAUCAACGGGCUGGAGCAGGCGCUGUGCUGGAAGCCGUCCGGCAGCCUCCUCGCCAGCUCGCAGCGCCAGCCUAACAAGCACAGCGUGGUGUUCCUGGAGAAGAACGGACUCCUGCACGGAGACUUCACUCUGCCUUUCGCCAAAGACCAAGCUAAGGUGAAGGAGCUGCUGUGGAACGCCGAUUCCUCUGUCCUCGCCGUCUGGUUGGAGGACGUAACCGCCGAGGGCGCCGGCGGCAGCAGCUACAUCCAGCUCUGGACGGUGGGGAAUUACCACUGGUACCUGAAGCAGAGCCUGGACUUCGGCGCUGACCCACAGAGAGCUCCGGUCUCUGUGUGCUGGGAUCCAGAGCGCCCCCUACGGCUCCACGUGGUGACGUGCAGCUGGACUUGUAUUACCUACGACUGGAGCUGGACGACCGAUCAGAGCGCCGGACCGGACGCCGCCGACAACGCCAGCGUGGCCGUGAUCGACGGAGAUAAAAUCUUGGUGACGACCUUCAGGCAGACUGUAGUCCCGCCCCCCAUGAGUUCAUUCCAGCUCCAAUCAGUGUCCAACAUCAACCAGGUGACCUUCCUGUGUCGACCUGGAGGGUCCAAUCAGCUGGCGGCGCUCACCUCUGACGGACAGGUCUGCCUCUACACCCCAGAUUCUGAUUCAGGUGAAGCAGCAGGAUCUGCAGACGGCUUCAGGACGGCGUCCCGUCCUCUCGUACUGCACAGAACCUUCAGAGUGGCGGUCUCUCAGCCCGCCCCCCUGGCGCUGCGGCAGCUGCUGUGGCUGCAGGAUGAGCUGUUUGUGUCCGUCACCUGCGGUCUGCUGCCAGGCUCCUCCUCCUUGUUGAUGCUGCGCCCCGAUGGAGACGCUCUGGUGGUCAGGGCGCGUGUGGAGGUGGACGGCGUGGUGGUCGGCGUCACUCACCGCUCUCAGACGGGAACGGUGGCUCUGCAGCUGGAGGACGGACGGAUCCGGAGGCUCCUCUGGGAAGGAGCGGAGCUGUCGGUGGAGGAGUGGCGUGACUCCAGCGGUUGCAGCAUCAACUUCCCGGUUUCCUGCGCUCAGACGGCUCUGUGCUCCAUCCGUGGAGAGGAACACCUGCUCGGCCUCUCGGACAGAUCUCACCUGUACGCCGGGGACACGGAGCUGGCCUCCAACGUGUCCUCCUUCGCCGUCUGCAACGACUUCCUGCUCCUCACCACGCACUCGCACAGCUGCCGCUGUCUGCAUCUGAGCGCGCUCACGCUCAAAGGGCUGCAGGCGGCUCUGGCCUCGGACGGAGAUCAGAACGAUGAGACGUUCAGGCGAGUGGAGCGAGGAUCCAGGAUCGUCACCGUGGUUCCUCAGGACACCAGAGUCAUCCUGCAGAUGCCUCGGGGGAACCUGGAGUGUAUCCACCACAGAGCUCUGGUUCUGGCUCAGAUCAGGAAGUGGCUGGACGGCUUAAGGUUCAGAGAGGCCUUCGAGUGCAUGAGGAAGCUGCGGAUCAACCUGAACCUCAUGUAUGAUCAUAAUCCACCGGUUUUCCUGGAGAACGUGGAGACCUUCAUCACCCAGCUGGACUCCAUCAACCACAUCAACCUGUUUCUCACUGAGCUGAAAGAGGAAGACACGACCAGCAGCAUGUACCCGCCCCCUGAGGGCGGCCCGGUCCGGACCCGCAGUGAGUCUGGACCCCAGAAGGUGGAUGUGGUUUGUGGAGCUUUACUGAAGGCCAUGGAGUCGAUGGAUCCACAGAAGUUCUGUCUGUCCAUUCUGACCGCGCACGUGAAGAAGAGCGUCCCCGAGCUGGAGGUGGCUCUGCAGAAGGUCCACGAGCUGCGAGUGAACCCUCCUGAAGCUCCGGGCGCCGUCGGCGCUGAAGAGGCUCUGAAGUACCUCCUCUUCCUGGUCAACGUCAACGACCUGUACGAACACUCUCUGGGAACGUACGACUUCGAUCUGGUUCUGAUGGUGGCAGAGAAAUCUCAGAAGGACCCUAAGGAGUACCUCCCGUUCCUGAACAACCUGAAGAGCCUGGAGCCAAACUACCAGCGCUACACCAUCGACAGACACCUGAAGCGCUACAGGAAGGCCUUGCUUCACCUCAGCAAGUGCGGAGACGAGCACUUCCCUGAAGUGCUGCAGCUGGUGACGGAGCAGCAGCUCUACGCUGAAGCUCUGCGUCUGUUCGCCGCCCACAGUCCUCAGUAUAAGGCUCUGAGCGGCGCGUACGCCGAGCACCUGGUGGAGCAGCAGCAGGCGGAGCAGGCCGGCCUGUUGCUAUGGCGAUGCGGGGAGCCGGUCAGAGCCCUGCAGGCGUUCACCAGCAGCUCCAGCUGGAGGAACGCCAUCUGUGUGGCCCAGGAGCUGGCACUGCCGCCCGACCAGCUGGCUCUGCUGGCCAGGGACCUGGCAGAGAAGCUGACGGAGCAGAGGCGCUACUCAGAAGCUGCUCUGCUGCUGGACCAGUACGCCAAAGACUGCGAGGAGGCCAUCCUGGCUCUGAUCACCGGAGCGGCGUGGGAGGAGGCGCUCAGGCUGGUUCACAUGCACGACAGGCAGGACAUCACCGAGACCAACCUGAAGCCGGUGCUGCUGGAAGCGUUCAGCUCUCAGACGGCGUUUCUGGAGACGCAGACGGCGACCUUCACGCGCCACAGGAGCCGGCUGGCCGUCGUCCGCGAGCUGAAGGAGAAGGCCCGGCUGGACAUGCUCGAUGAAGACGGUCCAGACUGUCCAGAAGCAGAGCUGUACUCUGAAGCCAGCAGUGUGAUGACGGCCUCCAAAUACUCGCAGAGCAACUCCCGCAUUUCCUCGAGGUCGUCAAAGAACCGCCGCAAAGCGGAAAGGAAGAAGCUGAGUCUGAAGGAAGGAAGCCCGAUGGAGGACAGGGCGCUGAUGUACGCCCUGAGCGAGAUCUUCACCACCGUGGACAAGAUGAGGGAGGAGGUCCACAGCCUCCUGAAGGCACUGGUUCUCUUCCACUUUGACAAACAGGCCCAGAAGCUGCAGCUGGCCUUCAGUGAAGCUCUGCAGAUGAUGGAGGGGGCGGUUCCGGAGGUGUGGCCUGAGGGCGGGCCGACCAGCCAAACCCCGAUCACUGGACCGAACUCCACCGCCAACAGCAUCACAGCCUCCCUCCAGCAGCAGAAGCCCUCGGCGUCGCUGCCAGAUCCUGAAGUUCCUGCAGCGCCGAAGAUGAGAAACGGAGUCAAGUGGAAGCUGGCAGUUCUAAGCUAACUCGUUUUUUAAAGCAGAAUUCUGAAAAAUGUAAUAAAGUUUUGUUUUGAAUAUCGA